ACCCUCACCGACCACCGUACUAUUACCAGCUGCGAGGAGUGUCAUUGCCGAGAGGAGUGAGUGAGUGAGUGAGUGAGUGUGUGUGUGUGUGUAUGUGUGUGUGUGUGUGUGGUGUGGAGCAUGAAAAAAGAAGUCCGACACAGCUGUAUUAGCUUGACCGCAGAAAUGACCAAACACACUCCGUCACAUUUCGAGAACCUCAGAAAGCGACACAGCGACGUUUAGUCGACGGUAUAGACAACGCUGUUACGACUACUUACUAUUGUUAUCUCGCUCCAUUAUUAUGUUCUCGGUCGUGGGAACGGCUCAGCCGUAGCUUCAGUAUCCCUGAGACUGCCUUCAGCCUGUCUUUUACUGCUUAAGUUACCGUGAUGCGUUUCAACGAGAAGGAGCUGGUCUCUCUGAGCCGCCAGCCCUCCGAGAAGGCAGCAGAGCUGGGGAUGCGAGGACCCAAGAAAGGAGACGUUGUGAAGAAGAGGCUGGUGAAACUCGUCGUUAACUUCCUCUUUUAUUUCCGGACUGAUGAGGAGGAGCCAAUUGGAGCUUUGCUGCUGGAGCAGUGUCGGGUGGAGAGGGAGGACAUCCAUAGCUUCUCUAUUGCAUUUCUGGAUGAAGCAGAGAGGAAGUAUCUGUUUGAGUGUGACUCUGAGGAGCAGUGUGGAGAGUGGGUAGAUGCCAUUAUCAAGGCCAGUUACGAGUUCAUGAGGAAGAACCUGAUAUUCUAUCGAACUGAAAUCCACAGGCUCACUGGCAAGGACCCCUUGGAGCAGUAUGGUAUAUCAGAUGAAACUCGCUUCCAGGUCAGCAAUGGCCUGCAACUUAUGCCUAGAGAUACUGCCUCCCUGUAGACCAGCGUCCUGUGUCCAGAUGUACUUUAUUUUUAUUUUAGUUCACCCUGCCAUUCCAACAUUCACUCCUCACUGGUUUGAAAACCAUGGCAUUACCAUAAGCACACAAGCUUUUUUAGAUCUUCACUGCUCUGAAUGUAUUUAGUGUUGCUCCAGACUUACAGAGAGGCUCUUAUACAGAUGUUUUUAUUAUUAUUUCUUUUAUGUUAUUGUCAAUCAUUACAGGUAACAUGGGGCUGUUGAACAAUCUAAUUUACUUAUUUUCGGUUUAGUGGGUUUUACAUGCCAUUUUCUGUAUCAUUUUCAGACUUGGCCUUGGUUAAUUGGUUGUCUAUAUAAAACAUGUUUUACACUAGGUUUUCUACUGGACACACUUUACUUUUAGAAAAUGUGAUUUUGAGAGCACUUGUGGUGUAGAGCUGUGGCUGUGACUUUCUUUCGGACUAUUAACAAUAUGAGCAUGACUGUGUUUAAUAAGAAUCAAUCCAGGACUUAUGAACAUUUGGUGUAAACCAUGGUUAAUCAGGUAAACGCACACUGUUUGAAGAAGCUUAUGAUUAUUAGAGACCCUGCCCAAUUUAGAAAUCCUUCGGCAGUAUUUACUGUCCCGAUCAGAACUGCAUGGGCCCUUUGAUCUGCUGAGUUGAGCCACACAUUUUACUCCAUUUUUGCUUAUGUGAAAGAACAUUUUUAGCUAUCCCAAUAUGUAUUGAUCAUUUAGACUAUUUUGUUUUAAAAACUAUGCUUUUGCACAUUACUGGGUGUUGAGGGUUUCUCUUAUUAGAUUUUUUUUUAACCUACUGUACCUUUUCUGUGGCACUUUGAAUCAGAUUCCUUUAGAUUAGCUGCUGGACCAUGUUGGGAUAACAGGCUCUUGACCUGAUUUUUAAAUAUCACACCAACUUCUUUGUCAGUGUAUGGUGUGGUCAAAUUUUGCUCUCAAUCACAUUUCACUAUGUGGCAUUGCUGUAUCCUGCAAUUGAUAAACUGUCUUUCAACAGUCAGGAGUCUACCCACAAACAGGAUAUGUCAUUGAAUGCAUCUUUAUGUUAAACUUUUGCACAUGGAAUGUGUUUAGUCUGUUUUUACUUAAUGUGAGAUUAUAUUUGUUUCACUGGCAUCUCUUUUUUUUUUUUACUAAAAACCAUUUGAAAUAUACUGUAAAUUCAUAUAAAGUGUCAUCUAAUAACUACAAUGAAAUUUGUUAACACCAAAAUGUUAUGUUAUAAAUUUGUAUAUUUAAUCAUGGUCAGUCCAGUAAUACUGUUCAAGUGUGAUGCUGCAACUUGUUACCAUCGUAUAAAUUGAAUAUUACAGUCACGAUAUCAAGCCACAUGUUGCCCUCCACUGUGUCUAGUUUAUCAUGAAAAACAAGGGCUUUAUCUCUCACGGCACAGGUUAAUGUACAGGUCCAUUUGUGCCAGUUCAGUUGAUUAUUUGACAAAUUAAUUAUCAAGCAAUGUGCAUAUCUGGUUAAAACAAUAGAUACAUUUAUCAACACUGACACUUAAAAAUGAAUAAACACAAGCAAAUAACACAAAUAAUGACAUUUGAAAAUAUAUGUUUAUAAUGUCAUAACGAGGUGACUGGUAAUUAGCUAUAUGUUUUAUUUAUUCAUGAUUUAUCUUCAAUAAACGCAGUCUACUGAA
This is a messenger RNA of Siniperca chuatsi (mandarin fish), 2497 nucleotides long. RefSeq names its product pleckstrin homology domain containing, family J member 1 (gene plekhj1). The coding region runs from base 372 to 848 and encodes 158 amino acids. The record is from RefSeq and is a predicted model, not a curated record. The transcript is spliced from 6 exons. Gene Ontology annotation, cellular component: trans-Golgi network; early endosome; recycling endosome. Gene Ontology annotation, biological process: endosome organization; retrograde transport, endosome to Golgi; receptor recycling. Lineage: Eukaryota; Metazoa; Chordata; Actinopteri; Centrarchiformes; Sinipercidae.